Messenger RNA from Acanthosepion pharaonis, 1398 nucleotides. The record is from the annotation of a GenBank genome assembly. NCBI's taxonomy places the organism in Eukaryota, Metazoa, Mollusca, Cephalopoda, Sepiida, Sepiidae.
AUGAUGGUUAUAAACACAGUCGUGUUGUCAAUAAUUUGUGGGUCAUUUGUCGUAUAUUCUAAUUGUUUAAAAGAUUGGAACAACCAAAGACUUCCAGCAACUUCUGUGAUUAUUACAUUUCAUAAUGAAGCUCGUUCUGCUUUGUUACGAACAAUUAUCAGUGUUUUUCGCAAAAGCAGAGAAGAAUUGAUCCAUGAGAUAAUCUUGGUAGAUGAUUUUAGUGAUGAUCCUUCUGAUGGCUUAGAACUGGCUGUUAUUCAGAAAGUGAAAGUAUUGAGAAAUAAUAAACGAGAAGGUUUGAUGCGGUCACGUGUGAGAGGUGCUGAUGCAUCCACAGCAGAAAUACUUACAUUUCUUGACAGCCAUUGUGAAUGUAAUGUCAACUGGUUGGAGCCUCUACUUGAAAGGGUUGCUGAGGACAAAACUCGUGUUGUCAGUCCAAUUAUUGAUGUCAUCAACAUGGAUAACUUUGAAUAUAUUGGUGCUGCUUCAGAUAUCAAAGGAGGAUUUGGUUGGAACUUAGUAUUCAAAUGGGACUAUAUGAGUGCAGAGGAAAUUAAAAGACGAGAGAACAACCCAACUGCUCCAAUUAGAACUCCUCUUAUAGCUGGUGGAUUGUUCACCAUUAAUAAAUCUUGGUUCAACCAAUUAGGAAAAUAUGAUACAAAAAUGGAUGUCUGGGGUGGAGAAAACAUAGAAAUUUCAUUCCGUGUUUGGCUAUGUCAUGGCAGCUUGGAAAUAAUUCCUUGCAGUCGAGUUGGUCAUGUUUUCCGGAAGCAGCACCCUUACACAUUUCCUGGUGGUAGCGGUAUUGUGUUUGCCCGAAAUACAAGGCGAGCAGCUGAAGUUUGGAUGGAUGAGUAUAAACACUUGUAUUAUAAUACAGUACCAUCUUCAAAAUAUGUUUCAUUUGGAGACAUUUCAGAACGAUUAGAUUUGAAAAAGAAACUGAAAUGUCGACCCUUUAAAUGGUUUUUGGAAAAUGUCUAUCCUGAACUUGAAGUUCCUCCAAACCAAGCUUUGUUAUAUGGUAUGAUCAAGCAGGGAGAGAUGUGCAUGGAUACUAUGGGUCAUUUUGCAGAUGGUUCUAUUGGCUUGUUCCAUUGUCACAAUUCAGGUGGCAACCAGGAAUGGUCUUUCUCUGAAGAUGGCAGUCUGAGACAUCUUGAUCUUUGUAUUGUACUUCCUAGUAAUACAGCUGGUACAGUAUUAGAACUGGCCCACUGCACACCAACUCAUCAUUCAAUGAAAUGGAUUCAAAUACAUAACAAAAACAUGUUCAAACAUCGAAGUUACAAUCUCUGCAUUGACAGUCGCGAUGUUCAGUCCCAAGGCCUUAUUGCUUUGCCUUGUGAUGAAACGGCACGGACACAGCAGUGGAAGUUUAUUAUUAACUGA